AUGAUUUUUAAUGCUGCACUUGAAAGUCACUGUCAACCUAGUUCAAUUCUCAAAGGACUUGCACCUAAAGGUCAUCCUAAAGAGAUGAAAACAAAAUCAGUAGAGAAGAAUCUUAUCAGAAUGUUGCUUAAUCGAUAUGAACAAUUUGGUGUUAUUGGACGUCCAGUGAAUGAUAGUAAAAUUAAAGUGGAUGUUCGAUAUGGAUUGCAACUUUUCCAAAUUUUGGACUUGGAUGAAAAUAAACAAAUUUUACGAACUAACUGUUGGUCAAUGUAUAAAUGGACGGACUCACUUCUUCGUUGGAAUGAAAGCGAUUUUGGAAAUAUUAGAACUGUGCGAAUAUUUCCUUCCCAGAUCUGGACUCCGGAUAUAAAACUAUAUAAUUUUGCUGAUGAACGCUUAAGAGAACAUCGAGAUGCACGUGUUGUAGUUUCAAGUAAUGGUGAAAUGUUAUGGGUACCCCAAGCACUGUUCAAAAGUACUUGUGAAGUUGAGAUCACAUACUUUCCAUUCGAUACACAAAUCUGUAUGCUGGAGUUCGGUUCCUGGACAUAUGAUAAGACACAAAUGGACAUUCUAUGGUGGAUUCCAGAUUCUCCGCCCAUGGUUGAAAUGCCCUACCUUGACUUUUCUGAUUAUGUACCAAUGAUUCCAUGCGUGCUGUUAUCAUCAUUAACGUUGGUUGUAUUUUGGUUACCUCCAGAAUCUCCAGCAAAAAUGAUGCUUGGCAUGAACAUAUUCGUUGCAUUUUUUGUGUUGCUACUGUUGCUCGCUGAAUCGACACCAAGCGCUGUGAAGAACUUCCCAUUAAUUGGAGUUUACUUCUGCUUGAACAUGAUUAUGAUUACACUGUCUACUUUUUUAGCAACUUUGGUGAUUCACCUUUACUUUCGAGGUGAUCGCAACGGAUCAGUACCAUUUUUUUUGAGAAGAAUUGUUAUAGAAGGGAUCGGACGACUUACCAUGGUACGCCAAAGAAUCCCACUACCAGAGAUGAAAAAGCCAAUUAGACCUAUUGCUACAAAACCUCCUAAGAAGAUCCAGAUUUCUAGCAGUCAUCGCUUGCAUGGGGAAGAGUACUUAGGAAAUGCUGCUGGAAACUGGUUUGGUCCAAAUGAUCGUCGAUCUGGUUCAGGAUGUCCUAGUCACUUCGAUUCUUAUCCAAUGACAGCUCCAAUAAAAGGUGUUCCACAGAUACCAGGAAAUUUGGGACAAGCUUUGCCGAAACUGUCAACAAAUGAGGCAGGUGAUACAGUAUACCAUGAAGAAUCGCCAUCAGUUUGGAGUUCCACAACAACACUGGAACGUGAUGUGAGGGAGCUGAAGAAAUACGUUAAGAUGCUAGUUAACCGACAAAAGGAAACAGCUCGUAAAAGCUUAGUGGCUAUGGAGUGGCGUACUUUAGCAAUAGUGCUAGACCGCUUAUUUUUCUUUAUCUAUAUUACCACUAUUGUGAUUGCAGUGGUUGUUUCAGUACCACGAAGUACGGAACCCGAGCUUCCACCUGCGUUUCGAGACGACUAA
This is a messenger RNA of Heterobilharzia americana, 1524 nucleotides long. Lineage: Eukaryota; Metazoa; Platyhelminthes; Trematoda; Strigeidida; Schistosomatidae. The record is from the annotation of a GenBank genome assembly.